ACAAAACAAAAGGCGCGGGUUUUCCCUCAGGUCUCGCUUAUCCAGCGCCGAAACAUAUAAAAUGCGCAGGGAGCUAAGCAGAUCCGCCUUAGGACGCACUCCGGGCUAUUUUCAACUCUCCAAUCUGUCAAAGUUGAUAGCCGCUGAUCGAACGGUUGGGAUAGUUCAGCCGUUGCAAACUUUGGGCUCGGGCUAUUCUCCAUCCGUAGUGGACCCCACGUUCUGGACAGUCUGGAAUCUGGAUUGCUGUGCUCGCAUGCCACAUAUGAGUGAAGGUAUCUCAGGAACAGUUUUGCUCAAUUCGGGAUUUGCUUGGUUAUGGAGAAGUAUAGACUGAAAAUCAAGUUUAAGGCAUCAACAACAGAGACCCCGACAAAUGAUAAUUCCCAUGGUGGUAAUACUGGUCGACCAUUUCUGGUAGCUGCAGUGACAGAAACAAAUUCAUCUUCUGACGAGGGUUUCCUUCCUGCGACGUGCGUGGCCAUGAAACGCAAGCGUGGCCAUAGAGCAGGUCAUAAGAAAGGGAAAAGCAAAAAACCAUUGGUGGUCGAGAAUGAUCCUGUUUCAAUUAUUGAUAACACAAACACCGAAUAUGAUUCGGGUUUGGAUGACAUUGAUGAUUGCCAACUGAAUUCAGCGAUGGAGAUUGAAGCAACCUCCCCGGAGCCUGAUAAAUCAAGUAAACUUAUGAGCAUGGACGUGGAUGGAUUGAAUGAUAGGCCAGUGGGGCGUGUUAAGGUGAAGCUCAGGUCAAAAGUGUUAGAACCUAAGCACACUUACUUGAAUGAACUAACACAAAGCGAUACUGAUAAAAGCACCCUACAGAGGGUGUUAGAGAAGCAUGGAGAAGUUACUGAAAACAUGGAGGAUGGGGCCAACUCACGCUCUGAAAUGCAAGCUACUCUUUCAGCAAGCACAACCAAGAAAGCUGGCAGCAUAAAGAUCAAAUCUUCAAGGGGUUUAGGCCCUUCGGGUGCUGUCAUGCCAGAAAAACAUAUCAAUAAGCCAAAUAGUCCUGCACAAAUGCAGGAAGAUAGGACCCAUGUUCUCUUAGAAAAUGAGAAAAUUGUAGAUUCAUCAACAUCUAGGGAAUCACACCAAAGGGAAACAAAGCUAGCUCAUCAGGAUCACCAAUACAAUGAGAAAGAACUUAACGCUGCCCUCAUGGUGAUUAAGGAAAUCAUGAAAACGGAUGCAGCUGAACCCUUCAAUACUCCAGUUAAUCCUGUUGCUCUGGGAAUCCCUGAUUAUUUUGAUAUUAUAGACACCCCUAUGGAUUUUGGCACAAUAUGCCAUUAUCUUGAACAUGGGCUUAAGUAUAUGAACUCAGAGGAUGUGUAUAAAGAUGUACAGUUCAUUUGGAAGAACUGCUACAGGUACAACAGUAAGGGGAAUUAUAUUCUGGACCUUAUGAAACGUGUGAAAAAGCAUUUUAGAAAGUGUUGGAUGGCAGCUGGGCUGUACUGUGAACCGCAGAAGAGGGUCAAUGAUGCUGCUUUAGAUCAAGAUUCAGAGGGUUUGACAAGAGAAGAUGACCAUGGAAGGGACAAAGAUCUUCAAGAAGCAAGUGGAAGAAAGACAAUUAUAAUGAUGUCCAAGAAGGAAACUCUUGAAAGUCCAAGUGCAGAUGGAAGGUUAAAUGGUAGUGAAAGCAUUCGGGUGGAAGAUGCUGCACCCUCUAGUCUCGGAAAAGUGUACACAAAAGGUGGUUCAUUAAAACAGAAGACACGUAAGCGUCAAGGAAUCAACCACCACAAAAGUGGUUGUCUAUGUGCUGUCUGUAUCCUAAUGCGUCGCAGGCGAGAACGUGAAGAAAAUGCUCGAAUGCAGAGGAGAAUGAUUGAUGGUAAUUUGAGUCAAGAGUUCAAGCAAGAGGAGAAUUCUCCCUUAGAUAAUUCCGACCGCUCUCCAGAGCCCGAUGCAGAAGAUGACAUGGAAGAACGAGGGGAUGAUAUCAAGUUGGAGGCUCCCGAACAAGAAGACAGCCUCCAACAUGAGAAGCAGGAAAUGAGUGAAGAAUAUGAGACUGGGAUUCCAAAGAAAGGUAAUGGGGAAUCUUCCGAGAAGGUUACACCUAUUGACAGAACUGGGGAGGACUCCAAUGGACAAUCUCAGGCACAUGAAGUGGAGUCGUUGGGACUCUUAGCCCGACCAGAUGAACAAAAAGAUGAUGGAUCAAUGCAGCAGCAGGAAGAAGAUGUAGUUAACCAUGAGGAAGAUGCAGAGCAGAAGCAGGCGGAAUCCCAGAAGCGUCAUUGGACAAAGAUACUUGAGGAUCCUCUCUUUCGUGAAAAUCCAUUGAUUUUGCAGAUGUGCGGGACCCUUUUCCCGAAUGACCCAAGAUCUGUAUGGAGUGGGCCACACUCCUUCAGUCGCCGGCCUGUGCCCGUACGCAGUAGUCCAAUCCAUGCCGCUGUGUCAAUGUUCAUGAAAUAGCUCACAGACGGCUUAUAGGUUAGUUCCAUUGGUAUAUUGAAUGGCUGCAUCCAAAUUCAAUGAAUGAUGCAAGUAUUAUGAUCUUAAUAUAGUUCUUUCUUCUAAAAAAAUGGUUAUUUCCUUCCCUUA
Messenger RNA from Magnolia sinica, 2565 nucleotides. RefSeq names its product transcriptional activator SPT7. Lineage: Eukaryota; Viridiplantae; Streptophyta; Magnoliopsida; Magnoliales; Magnoliaceae. The transcript is spliced from 10 exons. Gene Ontology annotation, molecular function: protein binding. The record is from RefSeq and is a predicted model, not a curated record. Bases 319 to 2436 code for a protein of 705 amino acids.